AUGUCGUUGAACGUCAUCGCCCUCAUCUCAGGGGGCAAAGACUCCCUCUACUCCAUCCUCCACUGCAUCCGUAACGGUCACAAUGUCGUCGCCCUCGCCAACCUCCACCCCGCACCCUCCCCCAAUGCCCCUCACACCUCCGAAUCCGGCGACCAAGGACAAGAACAAGAGGAAGAAGACAUAGACAGCUUCAUGUACCAAACCAUCGGCCACAGCAUCAUCCCCCUCUACGAGAAAGCCCUCUCUAUCCCUCUCUACCGAGGCGCCAUCGCCGGUUCCGCAGUCGACACAUCGCGCAUCUACCGUUCAAACGACCCCACCCCCACCCAACCAGCCGACUCAGGCUCAAACACCCCCACCGACUCAAACGAAGACGAAACCGAAUCCCUCAUCCCCCUCCUAAAGCGCAUCCUCCAAGCCCACCCAGAAGCCAACGCCGUCUGCGCCGGCGCCAUCCUCUCCACCUACCAGCGCACGCGCAUCGAAGACGUCGCCGCCCGUCUGCGUCUUACCCCGCUCGCCUGGCUAUGGAUGUACCCGUCUCUUCCCGGGGCGGAGCUUCUGUCAGAUAUGGCAGCCGUGGGUUGCGAGGCGCGCAUUGUGAAGGUUGCGUCGGGGGUCUGGACGAGGGGUUCUUGUGGGGUGAUGUUGCGGAUGGGAUGGGGAAGACGCGGCGGUCGUUGGAGCGUGUUAUGGGGAGGCUGUGUUGGGGGGUUGGAGGGGGUUCGGGAGAAGGGGCUCGCGGAGGAGGAGGGUAUUGUUGGCACCAUGGCGGUGCCGGAGGUCUCCCAGGCAAGGGACAACACAACGUGGACGAUUUCCAACGUCACUGCGCCCGAGGCUGGUCCUGGCGCCGGCGAGCAGAUGGACGCGAUCGCCACCAAGAUACGUGCGCUACUAGGCGAGACGAGAACCCCCUCGGAUAUCGUCUUUACGACGGUCCUGCUGCGCGACAUGGCCGACUUCCCCGGCAUGAACGCCGUCUACAACUCCCUGUUCGACAAGCCCAACCCCCCCGCGAGAGCUACGGUCGCGUGCGGAGACCGACUACCGCACGGCGUCCAGGUCAUGGUGUCGCUGGUGGUGGACCUGGGCGCGAGAGAUAUACGACUCGGCCUCCAUGUGCAGUCGCGGUCGUACUGGGCCCCAGCGAACAUCGGCCCGUAUUCGCAGGCCCUGUCCAUCCCGCUACAGGGCGCAGAGCGCCUCGUCUACAUCGCCGGCCAGAUCCCGCUGGAGCCGGCGUCUAUGGAAGUGGCCGGGUUGGAGAAGCCGUGGGCCGAGGGGUAUGCCCUGCGAACUGUGUUGUCGCUGCAGCAUCUGUGGCGCAUUGGGGCAGCCGUGCAGGCGACCUGGUGGUUGGGAACGGUGGCUUUCGUGACCGGGAGCGAGAACAUCGAAACUAAGGUGAAGAUGGCAUGGCGGUCGUGGGCCGCCAUGCACCGUCCCCCAUGCGACGACGACGCGGACGAGGAAGAGCCGACGCUGGACGCGUGGGACAUCAAGUAUGGCCGUCGAGCGCCCGAGCAAACGGAGACGGAAGACCCUACGCUCCCCGACUUCACGCUCGUCGAGUCGGACGUCCUGGUUCCGCCGUUCCUCGCCGUCCAGGUCGAGCAACUGCCGCGCGGGAGCGACAUCGAAUGGCAGGGUCUAGGCUGCCAAUGCAACGGAUUGAAGAUGGCCGCUCAGGACUGCGACCACGGACGCCAGACCGACACGACCACGUCCCACGGUCUGCGCUAUACAGGGAUCGAAAUCGACCACGGCGCGGAGCUGGAGAAAUGUCUGCAAGGGGUGCUGGAAACCUUCUCCGAAUCCGACGGCCAACACGCCGUUCUCUAUACCUCCCAGCCGCUGUCAUCCACCUGGCCGGGGCAGAUUGUGCCUUGUCGGUCCGUCUGGGGCCAGCACGGACGGAAACUGGCGGCGGGGAUCUUCUUCCAGCGACACAUUGCCACUCGCUAAGGAAAAUAUACCCCCCUUGUACAUAGCGGGUCAUUCAAACGCCUGGACUCUGACCCAGGGAGGCGAAGUCUAUUAUUGGCAUGGGUCGUCUGAUAUGAGCCAAGAUCGGUCCCGAGAACGUGCAGUAGGAUAUCAUGACCGUCACGAUGAUUCGUGGGGAGGGAUCCAGCAGUCGCCAUCAUUGCCAUCUGUGCACGGAGUCCAUCAUAGACAUUUUACGUUAGAUCAACUUAUAUUAGAAUCAAUCAAUC
Messenger RNA from Aspergillus campestris IBT 28561, 2219 nucleotides. Its product is annotated as diphthine--ammonia ligase family protein. Gene Ontology annotation, molecular function: diphthine-ammonia ligase activity. The record is from RefSeq and is a predicted model, not a curated record. The transcript is spliced from 2 exons. Gene Ontology annotation, biological process: protein histidyl modification to diphthamide. The coding region runs from base 1 to 1968 and encodes 655 amino acids. Lineage: Eukaryota; Fungi; Ascomycota; Eurotiomycetes; Eurotiales; Aspergillaceae.